Mugil cephalus (flathead mullet) is the source of this 3155-nucleotide messenger RNA. It is a transcript of the gene armh3, whose product is annotated as armadillo like helical domain containing 3. The record is from RefSeq and is a predicted model, not a curated record. Lineage: Eukaryota; Metazoa; Chordata; Actinopteri; Mugiliformes; Mugilidae. Gene Ontology annotation, cellular component: cytosol. The transcript is spliced from 26 exons. Gene Ontology annotation, biological process: regulation of Golgi organization. Bases 145 to 2214 code for a protein of 689 amino acids.
CUGGUGUACGGGGCACUAAGACCCUGGAGACCAGGCCAGCAGGAGGAGGCUAUCAUUAGCAGUAUGCUAACAGGCACUGUUGUCACAAGGAUUCAUGAGCCACAUUUACAGCACAGGUUUUAAUACUUUGAUCGAGACUUAGCCAUGUCUCAGGUCGAGAAGAAGGCAGGGCUGCUGAGGAGGACUUCGUCCUCUAAAAAACCCUUGAAGGAGAAGGUGGUUCUGAUGUAUGAUGAGAUUUUUGCGAAAGAAGAUCCGGCCAAAAACAACCCUCGAUUCUGGGAUGAACUGUUUCUCAUGAAGGUGAACCUUGAAUACUUGGAGUCCAAGCUGGAGAGCGUGGAUGGAGAGGAGGUCCAGCGUAUUCAAGACAACAUCAACUCUCUGUUCCACCACUGUGUCCAGGCUCUGGGAGAAGAGCAUCAGAUCAAAGUGGUCAAUGCCCUGCAGACUCUCUGUGCACUUUUCCGAGGGGUGCACCAGAAGAACAAGUCAGCGUCUGGCUUUGAUAUCAUCAACAUGCUCAUGGGGUUUGACAAGGCUGAGCAAAGGAUGAAGGACCUGAUGGAGAGACUGGACAGCCUUCUUUGUGGGGACAGCUCCGAGAGUCUUAAGAGCCUUUGCCUCAAGCUGUUGCUGUGUUUAGUGACGGUGACAGACAAUAUAAGCCAGAACACUAUACUGGAAUAUGUGAUGAUCAAUAGCAUCUUUGAAGCCAUUCUGCAGAUUCUGUCGGAUGUGUCCAGUAGAGGGCAGCAUGGUUACGAUGCUGUCGUACUUCUGGCCCUCUUGGUUAACUACAGAAAAUAUGAGUCUGUGAAUCCCUACAUUGUGAAACUCUCCAUUGUGGAUGACGAGCCAACUCUAGAUGGAAUGGGGAUGGUCGUCCACCAAGCCCUGACAGAAUAUAACAGACAAUACAAAGAUAAAGAGGAGGAGAACCAGGGUGGAUUCUUCUCCACCCUCACUAGUAUGGUGGGAAACAUGUUUAUAGCAGACGCUGAUGAGAAGCUCUCUGUACAGACGAACGAGGCCAUCCUGCUGGCGCUCUACGAGGCCGUGCACCUCAACAGAAACUUCAUCACCGUACUAGCACAGAGCCACCCUGAGAUCGAGAUCGCAGCCACACCGAUCACUCCUACUCCAACAACACCUACAACACCUCUCGGCACAACGCCGCCCUCCUUAGACAUGAUGAACAACCCAGAGCUGCCACUGGAUCCAAACCUGCAGACCAGCAACCUCCUCAUUACAUUCCUGAAGUACGCCUCUAUUGUAAUGCAGGAUACUAAAGACGAGCAUCGACUCAACAGCGCCAGACUGUGCCUCAUCAUUCUCACCUGCAUAGCCGAGGACCAGUACGCUGAUGCCUUUCUUCAUGACGACAAUAUGAACUUCAGAGUCAAUCUCCACAGAAUGCCAAUGAGGCACCGCAAAAAAACUGUGGACAAGAACAUCCCCUCCCGACCGCUGGUGUGUGCUGUUUUGGAUCUGAUGGUGGAGUUUAUCGUCACUCAUAUGAUGAAGGAUUUCCCCAUGGAUCUAUACUUGCGCUGUGUGCAAAUCAUCCACAAACUCCUCUGUUAUCAGAAGAAAUGCAGAAUCAGAUUACACUACACCUGGAGAGAGCUUUGGUCAGCUCUCAUCAACCUGUUGAAGUUCCUGCUGUCGAAUGAGACCACACUGCUGGCCAAGCACAACAUCUUUCACCUGGCUUUACUGGUGGUGAAUCUGUUCAACAUGUUCAUAACAUACGGCGACACGUUCCUGCCCACCUCCAACAGCUACGACGAGCUGUACUACGAGAUUGUGCGAAUGCACCAGGUCUUCGACAACCUCUACUGUAUGGUUCUGAGAGUAUCAACCAACACCGGCCAGUGGAAGGAGGCAGCCAGCAAAGUCACGCAUGCCCUUGUCAAUGUUCGGGCCAUUAUCAACCACUUUAACCCCAAGAUUGAGUCGUACGCUGCUGUGAACCACAUCUCCCAGCUCUCAGAAGAACAGGUGUUGGAGGUGGUACGGUCCAACUAUGACACGCUGACCCUCAAACUGCAGGACGGUCUGGACCAGUUUGAGCGGUACUCGGAGCAGCCCAAAGAGGCUGCUUUCUUCAAGGAGCUGGUCCGCUCCAUCAGUCUGAAUGUGAGGAAGAACGUCUGUCUGAACACGCUGAGCCAGGACAUCCUGCUCAAAGAGUUCUCCACCAUCUCCUGAGAGACACUCAAACUCCCAGCCUUCACCUCCCUUCAGGCGCACACGCACACAUACUACACUAACACCAACCGGGAACCAGUCCUCCAUUGAUUUCCAUAAAUCGUCUCGAAUCCUCUUCCUCUGCCUCUUGAACUGAACGAUAGAAAGGACGGAGAGGGACGACCCUGACGGGCUAGAUGCACCUUAAAGAAAGACCCACACAGACUGUUCAUCCCUCUGUGGUCGUUGGUGUGCGUGUUGAUUUGAAGGAAGGGCCCGUAUUGCACCAGUUCCUCAUGCGCAAUCAGCAGUAUUGGCUGGACUGUUAAGUGACACAUGAAAGUUUUAAGUAUUUCAGUCUUCUUGUGGCCAACUAACCGCAGUACAUGAUUUAUCUCUCUAUUAAUCCUUUCAGCUUUGAGUAUGUCCUUCCUAAUAACGCUGAGCUUUUUUCAGUCCUCUUAAUUAGAGCAUUAACUCUUUGCGCCCUGAUGCUCGUUUUGCGUGAAUGUUGAAUUGAUUUUCUCUGUCUUUGCAACGAAUUACAAGUAUUUUGCAUUUUAGUGUUUGCUAAGGGGUAGAAAAUUUUGAUGCUUUGAAGUGAUAAAAACCCGUUUUUAACCCGAGCCCAUACCAACAGUCACUACUGUGCAUUGUGUAAGUCAUUUCUUCACUGUCACGUUACUCUGAAUGUGUUGAAGUGAGCUGUUAGUUUAGAAGGAAAACUGUUUGGUGGUUCAGUGUUAUGGGUUGUAAAAGUCAUCAUCCUUGCUGGUGUGUCACUGGAACAUGGGAAAACAGUGUAAAGUGUUACUUUUUUCAUUUUGAGUUCAUCCUUGUCAACAUGUCAACAGAUCUGAAUUAUGCAAUUUUUCCAGGUGUGUGUUCUUCUUUCUUUCAUCCCUAAUCCUUGUAGGUAUAUUUAUGUUUCUUUUUUAAAUAAAGAUUGGUUUCCUACUCUA